CCGGGCCGGCUGCCGCGCCCCCGCCCGCACUGGGUCCCGAGCCCCACGGAGGCACCGGGGGCGCGGGCCCGCCGGGGCGCGGCGUGUGCAUCCGCGAGUUCCGUGCAACCGAGCAGGAGGCGGCGCGCCGCAUCUUCUACGACGGCAUCCUGGAGCGCAUCCCCAACACGGCCUUCCGCGGCCUGCGGCAGCACCCGCGCACCCAGCUGCUCUACGCCCUGCUGGCGGCACUCUGUUUUGCUGUGACCCGCUCACUGCUGCUGACAUGUCUCCUGCCGGCUGGACUGCUGGCCCUGCGCUACUACUACAGCCGCAAGGUGAUCCUGGCCUACCUGGAAUGUGCACUACACACGGACAUGGCUGACAUAGAGCAGUACUACAUGAAGCCACCUGGUUCCUGCUUCUGGGUGGCCGUGCUGGAUGGCAAUGUGGUGGGUAUCGUGGCCGCACGGGCCCACGAGGAGGACAACACGGUGGAGCUGCUCCGCAUGUCUGUGGACUCACACUUCCGUGGCAAGGGCAUUGCCAAGGCACUGGGCCGGAAGGUGCUGGAGUUUGCCAUGUUACACAACUACUCCGCAGUGGUACUGGGCACCACGGCCGUCAAGGUGGCCGCCCACAAGCUCUACGAGUCACUGGGCUUCAGACACAUGGGUGCAAGUGACCACUACGUGCUGCCUGGCAUGACCCUCUCGCUGGCUGAGCGCCUCUUCUUCCAGGUUCGCUACCACCGCUACCGCCUGCAGCUACGCGAGGAGUGACCACCACCACCUGCCCACCACCCCGUCUGCCCCCGUCUGCCUCUGCUCGCCUGCCCGCUGCCCAGCGUGGCCCUGCUUUCCGAUACUCACUUGGCGUUUCUGUUGGGUUUCCCUUUUCAGCAUCUCGCUGGUUCAUUACCUAGCUGGUUCUGGGGGCCAUGGCUGUUGCUCAUCUGCAACACUCUGGUGGCAUGGAUUGUCUGCAGCCUCAGCCCUUGCCCUCCCCAGCCCAUCAGAGUGGCUCGCCAUGCCUUGAAGAGUGGCAUUGUGGACCACCUGGACUAUUCACAAAGCUGCCCAGCCUGCCUCCAUCAGGGAAGGCCUAGCCUUGCCCACCAAGCACAGAACCUCUGCAACAAAGGCCCCACCCCCAAGGAGCAGACCCUCAGCCUUCAGCCAGGCUAAGGCUCAGCCAUUGGUCUCUGGAAGUGUGGCCUGCUGGGCUGGCCAGCCGCUGCCCCAUGGGAGGUCGAGCUGGCCCCAGGCCCUGCUUUGCUCUGUGCAUGUUGAGGACAUGGCCUGGCUGCAGCAUGCCGCAUGCCACAGCCCCCUGCCCUGUUGCCCUGCCCAGCCUGGACCCUAGGACCAAGCUGGUGAGCUCCCCUGUCCUGGCCGGAGGUGGCCUCUGGAGGGCCUGCCUGCCUCACCUUCUCUGCUCUAUGGUGGAGCCUGGACUACCCUCACCUGGCUCCAUAUUCUCCUGCUUUGACAUCACCUCAUCUUUCUCCCCUUUGAUCUCCAUGCCUCCCUUGUUCCAGCCUGGCUGACUUGGCUGGUCACCCGGGUGUGGUUCCUGUAGCAAUCCACUGCACAUCGUGGUGGGGCUUAAUGGGGUGGGGACUUCCCUCAGCGCCUGUUUGGUCAGGUGGCCCCCUCCCAGACACCAGAGGUCCCGUUGCCUCACGCUGUUUGUCGGGUCUGCCUUGUAAAUCUUAUUAGCCCAGGCUGUUGUUGGCAAUGCCUGCCACAGCUUCUCCCAGCCUGAACCAACCCAUGUUCUAAUAAGUUACUUAGACAGAAUAGCACUCCGCAUGACUUUAACUCCGGGGACAAAAUGGUAGUUUGAGCCCUCAGACACACAUCAGUGUGGUGCUAGCAGACAUACUCGCUGGCCCCGUUUGAUGGGGGUGGGUGGCCGGGUGGGUGACAGAUUUAAGUUUGAAGUACGGAAGGAGACCCUAGUUUAGCAUAAACCGCCUCCUCCCAGUGCAUUCCUGGUUUUCAAAGCCCCAGGCUGCUCCUUGAUUCCCUGUGUGUAGGAUUGAGGGUACUGAAGAGCCUCAAAGCCUCAGAGAGGAGCUGGGCACUGCCUUGGGAGCAGGAGCUGGUGGUUAGGGUAGGUCCAGCCACUCUAACCAGGCCUACUUGGCUCUGCCAGCCGUGCACCUGGCCUCUCCUUCUUGAGGUCCUACUAAGGGUCUGACCUGGAUGGGGGUGGGGUAGUGUGUGGCCUGGGACAGAGAGGAAGGCAGUGGUUGGUAGGCUCCAUGUGGCCAGCUGAGCCUGGACCAGGCUUUGGUGCAGGAGGGGAAUGAAGACCCACCUAGACCCCUCUAUGUGGGCUUGGGAUGAGGAGUGGCAGGCAGGGCAGGCCACAGAGCUGGGCCCCUGGCACCAAGGCCGCAUUCUUAGAAUGGUGCUUUAGAAUGAAUGAAUUGGUGGAACAAGACCAGCUUCCUGAGGGUCCUUUUGUCUUGUUAGCAAUUGAGGCAUUUGCAGAACACUGUACAGACCCCGCUCUCCCCUGUACAUUCCUCCCUGGUGGCACCCGGUCCCCGCUCGGGGAUGGGAGUUUUGUAGACUGUACAGAAAUUGGCACCCUAUUUUCUUGCAGCUCUCAGAUUUUGUUAAUCUGGAUUAUACAGACAGACGUAAAGUGUUUUAGCAAAAUGGAAAACAAACAGUUGUGCCUUUUUCCUCUUUCUGUUUGGACUGGUCUCGGCUUGGGGCUAGUCUUAGUUACUGUGGGGUGUAGGGGCUGCUGGUGGGUCUGAUGCCUGGGUGGGCUCGUGUGGGAGCCAGGUUUGGUUGGGUGGGUACUUCCAGAUGUUGGGGUUUCUCUGAUCCUGUGCCUUUGGAACCUGCGGUCUUUGGGGUUGGGAGGUGUGGCAGGGCAUUGGGGUCACCUGGGCCAGGGCAGAGCUGAGGGAGCCUGCAGCCAUUUGUGUCUCCCUGGUGCCGACCCAGGGAAAGCUCAUUCUAGGGCCUGGGGUGGGGUCUGGCCCUUUGGACUUGCCAGCACCUGUCUGCCUGAGGAGGCUCUCUUCCUGCUGCACAGCCCAUGCGUGAAGGGAAAUUUGGUAGGCUCUUAACCAAGACUUGGUAGAGAUACCAGGAGUGGAUGGUGGGAUAGGUUCCAACUGUGCUAGAAUGGAGCCUCAUCAGGGCGGUGCAUGGCUUGGUUCUCAGAGGCCCAGGAGCAGAUGGGUGUGCCUGGGCUGGAAGCUGGGCGUGCUGGUAAUUGAGCCUGGCCCUGCCUGCUACAUCGUGCCAGCCAAAGCUCUGAGUGCUGUACAUGUGUGCACUGACAUGAGUUUUAUAUGUUUGUAGAGAUUCUGACAUUUCUUCUACCUCUGUGGAGGCCCUCCUCCCUGCUCCCUCCACCUGGUGGCCAUGUGUCUGGUACAGCUCUGAGCGCUGGCCAACACACUCUUCUUCAGGUCUCCAACCACCUGGGUGGCCAGCACCUGUACUUUGGGGCAUAGGGAGGCCCAGAGAAGGCCAGCCUUGGAGGGGCCUGGCCCUGUGCUCAGGGUCCUGGGCUUCCAGGAGUCCUAUUGUUUGCUUGGAAGCGUCUGUUUUUAGAGUGCAGAGGGUAGAAGGAAGUGGAGUAUUCUAGAAUGUCCUCAUUAGAUGAGCCUGCAGCUUAGACCUGGUGUCCUGCUGGCAGCUAGCAAUGCCCAGGCAUAUGUCUCUGGAAAUGCCUAGUCCCUGAAUGUGUGUGGCCAGGAGGCUAGCCUGCAUGCUCUGGGACUACAUGUGUUCCAGCCCCACGAAGGGCACAGGGUGUAGUGGUGUAGGGAGAACAAGCCCUGGUGGCCACAGCAGCCUCUCCCCCAGACCUGCUUCUCUCUGGCUCUGCCUUGGGGUGGGCAACAGCUGAGGGAUGGGCCAACCUGGCCAAGGAGAUAGAUGGCUAGUUCUGGGAGAGGGCUGUGGCUGGGAGGCCCUGUGGACAGCAGGCUGGAGGUCUUGGGGGCCUGGGCAGCCCCCAUCCUACCCUGGCACCCUUUCUCAGAGACAGAGACAGGAGAACAUAGGCCAGAGAGGGCAGAGUUGGGGACACCCCUGAGGUGAGCUUCAUGAAGCUCUUGGCCUGGUACCUGGAAAUCUUGGCCACAGGGGCCUUAUUUGCUGCUAGAAAGUAUGCUGCCCACCCUACCUGCUUCUGACAGCCCCAGGUGGCUUCACACUCACACCUUCCUGGAGCUGGCUUCCAGGGCUGUGCCUGUGACUAGAGGCCUGAGGACAGAGUUUCUGGGUCUUUCUUGCUGGUGCCUGGGACUUCGUAGGGGGCUGGGAAUGACUUCCCAGCUGGGUAAGAAGAGCUGUGCAGCACCCAGGAAGCUACCUUCCUGCCAGUGCCCAAGGAGCAGCCUGACAGUGCACCUGAAAUUACCGUGUCUCCGUCUGUGGUGAGCACUGCUGCUGGGUCCUCUUGUUACCUGCUGACUUUCCUGGUCAGUUCUGGCCUUGAACCAUGGUCCUGCCCUGGCUCUUGGCCAUACUUGGGGACUAGUGUAGGUGGGGUGUGGGGAAGGCUGCAUGUACUACCCUUCCGUGCUAGGUGGGGUGUGGGGAAGGCUGCAUGUACUACCCUUCCGUGCUGUUUUCACUGUGCUUCCAGCAGAGGUGGUGGCCAUGGAAGGUGGGCAGAGCUGGCCUGGGCCUGGGGGAGGACAAGCCUCAACUUACCAUUGUUGGAUGUGUUUUUUUUUAAACAGCAAUAAUUAGCCAUUUUAAGGGAAGGGGCAUACCUGCAUAUGUGUACAUGCCUGUCUGUAGUCUGUGUAUGUGCACAUGUGUGAGCAUGUGCAUAUGAGAGUAUGUGUGUGCAUGUGUGAGCAUCUGGGUGAGUACAUAUGUGAACAAACUUUCAGUGAAUGUGUAUGUAUCUGUGUGCAGGAACACAUGCUGUUUGUGAUCAUGUGAGCACGUGACUGUAUGUGCACAAGAAAUUACAUGUGUUGCAUAUGUAUGUGUGGGCAGCUUCCUAUUUGUAUGGGUGUGGGCUUGUGUGCACAGGUGUGCACGUGUGUUUGUAUGUGCACAUGUGCAGCAGUGGGAAGUCUGUGUUCUGGGAGACACAGGCCAGCUGAGCUGCCCCCCAUCUCUCCUCAUCUGAGGGCUGGGCAGGGGACCUGGAGGCCCCUUGGGCAGGACUUGGUAAGGGUGUGGGGGGCAUAACACCGUGGUAGGUCUCAGUGCUGUAGUUUGUUCCUGAAGCUGUACUGUGAGCCCUUGAUGGGGUGGGGGUGUCCCAAGACCCCAGGAUGUGCCAAAAUAGCCCCUAGGGCCAGGUGACAAGCCAAGUUUCCAAGAAGACAGGCUGGGGGCCCAAGUGGGUGUGCGCCUGUCUGAAUGGCCCCCAAUGCUGCUGUUUUUCAAUAAAACCAGAGUUGAAGGAA
Molecule: messenger RNA, 5389 nt
Organism: Nannospalax galili (Upper Galilee mountains blind mole rat)
Lineage: Eukaryota; Metazoa; Chordata; Mammalia; Rodentia; Spalacidae
Gene: Aspnat
Product: N-acetyltransferase 8 like
Exons: 3
Coding region: 357-761 (134 amino acids)
Cellular component (GO): mitochondrial membrane
Molecular function (GO): L-aspartate N-acetyltransferase activity
Source: RefSeq, a predicted model, not a curated record